AUGCAUACACUUGAUCAGUAUCGAGGCACUAUUGUAGCCUGCCGCUACAACUUGCCGGCAAGUCUCACGCGUCUGGAAUCCCUCGAGACACUCAAGGGCGUUUUCUACAACGCAAUCGCACAAGUAGUCCUCGCCCAACCACAUCUACAAACCGGUAUUAUAGGCGAGAACUCCAAGAAUCCAGAGUUUGUUCGCCUUGAUCGACUUGACUUUCGUAACCACGUUAAAUGGAUCACAUUGGAGAGCUCGAGCAAUCUCGAGCAGCAGUACCUGAAGUUGAUGCAAUCUCAGCUCGAUGCCAGGUACAGUCAUCUCUCAAGUCAGCCUGGCUGGAGGGUAAUUAUAUUGCAUGAUAUUGCGGCCCAAAACUUAGAGGUGUUAUACGUUUGGAACCAUCCACAUCACGAUGGGAUGAGCGGCAAGAUAUUCCACCAUCAGUUGCUUCAGAUUUUAAAUGAAAACUCGAGCCAAAACAAAGAAUCUGUACUCGAGACUCAGCAGGGCUCGGACAAUUGGGUUCUAAACCUUCCCGAUUCUUCUCAGCUGCUUCCGCCGCCGCCCGAAGUCUUAAUCUGGUGGCCUAUGACACCAGUGUUCCUGGUGAAAGCCCUCUGGAAAGAGUUGAAGCCCUUGUCGAUCUUUGGACCGAGUAACACACACGCGACGUGGGCCCCAGUACAGGUCACCCCUUUUGCGACCAGAUUUCACACUUUCACGGUCGACAAUGACGUUCUUACAAAAGUAGUAAGCGCGUGUCACCAGCAUCAAACUACACUUACAGGCCUUCUACACGGUCUCGUUCUGGUUUCGCUCACAUCCGCGCUUGAGGGUAUGAAGGGGUUUGCAAGCAGAACUCCGUACGAUUUGCGGCACUUCUUACCGUCGAACGCUCCGAAAUACCCUCAUCUAAAACCAAAAGAGUCGAUGUGUAAUUAUGUUUCUGUCCUAGAUCAUGAAUUCGACGCCGAAUUGGUCGCCUCAAUCCGAGAUAAAAUGCCGUCCGGGGCCUUGGAAGCAAGCCUGCCUGCUGAUGUCGUGGACAUUGUCUGGUCUGUGUCGUCUCGUGUCCGGAAAGAGAUUCAAGCCAGAUUAGACUCGGCCAACAAAAACGACAUGAUAGGUAUUAUGAGGUUUGUCUCGGACUGGCGACCCCAGCAGGAAAGCGAGGCACACAAGCCGAGAUACUUAUCAUGGCUUGUCACGAAUCUUGGCGUCCUCGACGGAGCUAUUGAAGUGGCACGGGAACAAGAACAAAGCUGGUCAAUACGCCGAGCAGAGCUAGUCUUGAGCGCUGAGGUGCCUUCCGCUGCAUUGUCAGUCUCGAUCAUGACAGUCAAAGAUAGUCAGAUGUGUGUUACGUGCAGCUGGCAGGACUGUGUGGUUGAUGCAAGCCUGGGGGAACGUUUGCUGAGCGACCUGGAAAGAUGGCUGAAGCAAAUCGUGUCUUAG
Truncatella angustata is the source of this 1449-nucleotide messenger RNA. RefSeq names its product alcohol acetyltransferase-domain-containing protein. NCBI's taxonomy places the organism in Eukaryota, Fungi, Ascomycota, Sordariomycetes, Amphisphaeriales, Sporocadaceae. The coding region runs from base 1 to 1449 and encodes 482 amino acids. The transcript has a single exon. Gene Ontology annotation, molecular function: N-acetyltransferase activity. The record is from RefSeq and is a predicted model, not a curated record.